Molecule: messenger RNA, 1804 nt
Organism: Stylophora pistillata
Lineage: Eukaryota; Metazoa; Cnidaria; Anthozoa; Scleractinia; Pocilloporidae
Source: RefSeq, a predicted model, not a curated record
AGUUGCCACUACAGUUCACAGAUCUUUAAUUUUUCUUCUCGUUGUAGCUGCUUUUCACACAUUAGUUUGCACCAUACCAUAACUUUGUUUUAUUGCCUUUACGUAAAUAGAGUCUCAAAUAAGAAAGUGUUAGUUUUGAACAAUAAUACUGGAUAAAGCUAUUUAGAAGCCGAUAUACCUCACUUCCGACAAACAAAGACUUUCUUGUUGACAGAGUUUAGCUGAUUGUCAUAACCUGUGAUCAAAAUAACUGAAGUGUAAUGAAGGUCAUUUAAAUCGGAAUCCUGAGUAUUUUGUUGUCUCAAGUUUCCAACUAUGCUCUUCUCAGUACAUCGUUUUAUCGAAGCGCUUAAAGGCGUUUGUUGGGUUAUACCUAGGUAGUUUGAACACUCAAUGUUUGCGCAAGUUUUAAGCACCUUGGAGUGUUUUGUGAAGCCUUCAGUUAAAUAUGGCCAAAGCGACGCGACAAAUGCGUCAAAAUGAGGAACGUUACGUUGCCAAGAUGAACUUCCGAAGCGAGAAGAUCUUACAAAGUCAAAUUGAGCGCUUGAACAGAGAAAAAUUACUGCAAGUGAAGAGUUUAAACGCUCAAAUGAGGACAUACGAGAGAAAGCUUCAGAAAAUAAACGACAGAGUUAUUGAAGUGGAAAAACUUUCGCAGAACUUAGACCCAUCUCAGCGUCUUCCAACGACUGAUCACUUCAACAAGCUGAGCAACGAUGCUAUAAGGCAAAGGCAUUUCUCCACCGGUGUAGGUUAUUCGUACAUUGAUCAACUGUUAGGAGCGUCAAAACCGCUCGUCAAUAGACCAAUAAGAUGGGGAAUAAACCCAUCUUUACCAAGUCUUCAACAACAAACUGCUAAACCGAUUAGUGUCGAGUCAGAUGCUGCCUUAGCGAAAGCAUUUGUGACGGAGAUUAAAGGUCAUCCUAUUUAUCUUCGACCGAGGGAAGCCGUUUACAUGAAAAAACAGAAGUCUGCUCCAUCUGCUUUGAUUCUGCCUCCCAUUCCAUUGAAACUCAGUGGUAAAGAGGCUAUGAAACAACAGUCAGCGCAACAUCGCAGAAAACCGCAGGAGUACGUGUUACAGGAAAAAGCUGAGGACGUUGCUUUGCUCGAAAAUCAAGACGCGAAUUCACAGCUUUCUCCCAUCCUUGAAAAGGAAGUCGAGGCAGAGAUUUCUGAAGUCAAACAAAGUGAUAGUAAAUCAGCUCCACAUGGAACAGAAAAUUUCAAUAAAAUUUCCAAUGGUAUGGGAAAAACAAAAGGAAAAGAAUCCCUUACUAUGGAGAAACCUGAGAUUGUCAUAGAGAGUAACGCGGCUUUGCCUUUAGAUGUGGAAAUGGCGAGCAAUGAUAGCAGUUCAUCUUCAUUGCGGGGGCAUUUUAUCACGGAAUACGAUUUCCCAUCACAUCAAAGAGCUGAACAUUUUACCAGAAGCACUGAGACUUUACAUGUUGAGACAGGUGAAAUGACAAAACAUCAGAACGAAAAUGAACAAAGCUCUUUUAAGUACCAGCUGCAUUCUCGCAGAUUUUCAUUAUGAGUAAUAACUUGGAAAAAAAAUAAUUUAUAUGUGCUACUUUAAAAUUAAAUUCGCUCUUCGAGAAUAUAUUAGUGCUAUAAUUUUCUAGCUAAGUUUAUAGCGAGUUUUAAUGAUAUUUUCUAUCUAGUCGUGAUAAUAUUUCAAAACCGCGGUGAAUUCUCCUGCGGUCUCGGAAAUAAAAUAAACAAGAGAGUCAAAGUUUAUACUGAUAACAAUAGCUCUGUUAUUUACAAAUAAUAAAACGUUUCAAAGAUUUUA